Messenger RNA from Coniophora puteana RWD-64-598 SS2, 1365 nucleotides. RefSeq lists its product as uncharacterized. Gene Ontology annotation, biological process: DNA repair; protein ubiquitination. Gene Ontology annotation, molecular function: ubiquitin protein ligase activity; DNA binding. The coding region runs from base 55 to 1296 and encodes 413 amino acids. NCBI's taxonomy places the organism in Eukaryota, Fungi, Basidiomycota, Agaricomycetes, Boletales, Coniophoraceae. The record is from RefSeq and is a predicted model, not a curated record. The transcript has 6 exons.
AGAGAAGUCGCAGGAGGGGCAUACAAAAAUUCAGAAGCAGUCAGAAACUCGAAUAUGUCUGUAAAACGCUCAUCCAAGGGCAAGAAAAGGGCGCUCGAAGAAAGUCCGAAAGACAGGUCGUCAUCUUCAUUGUCCCCCGUGCCUUCUGAGACUCCUCCACCCGUCAAGAAACCUAAACGUGCCAUAACGAAAUUGUGCCCUGUUUGCAAUGAACAAAUUCCGGUCCGUUUGCUUAGCGCACACAGCGAACUCGAGUCGCAGAGAGUCGAAGACAUCUUGCGAAAUGUCGGCUCCCCUGAAGUGCUAGAAGAUGCAGACGACGUGGAGGAAGGACCAAGCUCGCGCAGCCGCCGCUCUGCACUUAAAGCACGCAAAUCUCUCAGUGCCAUGACCCCUCGGGGAGAUUCUAAUAGUCUGGAUGCUGCUGUUAAGGCAAUACAAACUGUAACACGACGGCGAAAACAGCGCCACCUCAAACUCAAGGAAAUGGCCAAACAAGAAGAUUUGGCAGAAACCCUGAUGCUAGACGACGGUUCCGGAGGCAUCACUUGCCCAGUAUGCCAACAGUCCGUACGAGGUGACAAGGAUGUUGUAGAAGCGCAUGUGGACGCAUGCCUCGCACACCAGGCUCAGCGGCAGCAGGAGCAACGAGCAUUGGAGGAGGAAGAUAUUGACAUAGGCGACACUGUCCUUCGUGUUACCGACGGUGCUAAUCUCAGAGGCAUGGGAUUUGAAGUGCGGAGUGACCGGAACCAGGAUGUAGAGGAUGAUAUCGACGUUGAUGGGGAUGACGGCGCCAUCUUUGGAGAAGCUCAAUUCACGGAAGGCGACAUUCUGGCCUCACACGAGCAACCGCCAGAGGAAGAUGCGGACGGCGAGGACGAUGAAGCGAGAGACAGGUACACGUUAAGGGAUUUAGUUGCCGAAGGGAAGGUGGUUAGAAGAACCACCAACCUCGUGGAAGGUCUCAAGGCCGAAAUGGAAGAAGUCAUGGGUGUGGGGGACGCAGAGAAGAUGGACCUUGCUGUUGCAAAUGCACGCCGAAGAGGAGAUAUGCAAGCUCUUGUUCUAGCCCUAGAGAGCAAAGUUAGGCAGUUGGAAUCUAUGAGAGUUUCUUCGUCGACGUCGUCGAUUUGUCGAAUAUGCUUGGACCCAUACGCCGAGCCAACAGUCUCUACUGGCUGCUGGCACACAUGCUGCCGACACUGUUGGCUACGUUGCCUGGGGUCAACGGCAUUAUGUCCAAUAUGCAAACGCAUAACGGCUGCUUCAGACUUGAGGCGCGUCUUUCUGUGACGUUCUGGAUUACAUUCGCAUAUAUUCAGUGUAGUGUAAAUUUAAUAGCUAAUGCAAGUGACUAUGACC